AUGGGGUGCGGACUACGAAAGCUAGAAGACCCAGAUGAUAGCAGCCCUGGAAAAAUAUUUUCUACGUUGAAGAGACCGCAAGUGGAAACAAAGACUGACUCUGCUUAUGAAUAUGUAUUGCUGGAUUUUACUUUAGAAGUGUCCUCAAAUCCAGAAGUUAUCAAGAUCAGUUCUGUGUUGGAUAUAGCAACAAAAGUGGAAGAAUAUUACAUCAAAGGAUAUGUUGUAGGAGCAAUUCAUCCUAUUAUAUUACCUGUUGGGCGAAGAAAGCACUUUCCUGCAAGUUAUUUGUAUCGAGUGGUACUAUCACGACUCAAAUUAAGCCCGAAGCAUACAGCACUUAGAAGACAAAGACACCCCAGGCUUUUGAUUGAGGAAUGUCCUUUAAUGUAUGAAACACUGACAAAUGAGGUAGUGAAAGGAAUGUUAGAAAAGGUCAAUGAAGCUGCUAAAAGAGGGAAGAAGUUUGUUGGAUUUAUAACACAGCAUUUUCCUCAACCUAAAUUCUGUAAUGGCACAAACACAGAUGGAAAUGCAGACUCUGAAUCAGCACUAGGUAUAAAGAGUAGAGAGCACAGGAAAUACAAUUAUGACGAAAACUAUAAAAACUGGAAUGAAGGGACUUUGAGUGGUCAGUCAUCUGAGAGUGGAAUAGAGGAAGAAAUUCAGCCAGAAAGGGGACAGUUACAGGAUGCUGAUUUCUCCAGCCCUACUAAACCAAGAAAAGGAGAAGCUAACACAAAUAAAUUAUAUACAGUCUUCAAUGUUUUUGAUGAUGACUCAACCUGCUGGACCUAUCAUGAGGGCAUUUUGUCUAUGAAAGUAACAAGAAAAGGGGCAGUCAUUAGUACUCUGGAUGCAGAUUGGCUAGAACUAACCACAUUUUAUUAUAAACAAGGAUUGUCAUUAAUUGAUUCUUUUGUAUCCUGGGAAACUUCUAAAGGAGACCACAUGACCAAAUCUUUAGAAGGAUUAUUUAUAUAUGAAGAAGGUGGUUCAGGAGUUCCAGGUUCUAACAGGAAAGGAAAUGACACAAUAGUUGUAGAACAAUGGACUGUCAUUGAGGGAUGUGAAAUUAAAACUGAUUAUGGACCUUUACUGCACACGCUGGCUGAGUUUGGAUGGCUUCUUACAUGUGUACUGCCUACACCGAUCAUCCGACAUGACAGUGAAGGAAAUCUGGCCACAAAGCAAGUUGUUUUCCUUCAGAGACCUGUUAUGUGGAAUUCAACUACCCAGACUCCAGAGAAAAAAUCCACAAGACAGCUCAGAAGUGACGAGAAAGGCAAAGUCUCUAGCAGAAGUAUUGGAUUAGACACAGCUACGUCUCACCCUGCAGAAAGUGGGCAUCCACCUGAUGAGUUUCAUCUGUCUCCUUCUAAACCAUGUUGGAUCAAGGAGGGAUCUGCCCAAUAUGAAAGCUUCUCAGGAUUCAAUAGCAGCGACAGUGUGUUAAGGGAAAUGGAUGAUGGACAGUUCGAGCAGGAAGAUGGAGCCACUCAGGUCACGUGUAUGUGA
Emys orbicularis (European pond turtle) is the source of this 1518-nucleotide messenger RNA. It is a transcript of the gene RFTN2, whose product is annotated as raftlin family member 2. NCBI's taxonomy places the organism in Eukaryota, Metazoa, Chordata, Testudines, Emydidae. Bases 1 to 1518 code for a protein of 505 amino acids. The record is from RefSeq and is a predicted model, not a curated record. The transcript has 10 exons.